Messenger RNA from Pedinophyceae sp. YPF-701, 1911 nucleotides. NCBI's taxonomy places the organism in Eukaryota, Viridiplantae, Chlorophyta, Pedinophyceae. The record is from the annotation of a GenBank genome assembly.
AUGCCGCCCAAGAAGGAUGGCGGCCAGAAGGCCGAGCUCUCGCCAGAAGAGCAAGCCGAGGCGGAGCGGCUGCAACUGGAGGCGGAGCGCGACAACGUGAUGGUGGAGCUGCAGCUGAUGAAGGGGCGCAUCAAGGCGCUGAAGGCGGACAACGACCGGCUCGUGAUGGAGUCGAGCGAGCUGAAAGUGAAGCUGGCGGCAGCGACAAGCGACGCGGCGCACAUUUUAGACCACAAGCAGAGCGAGAUCGAGCGGCGCGAGGAGUCCAUCGUGCAGCUCAACGCGCGCCGGACGGAGCUCGAGGAGCAGCUCCUGCAGAAGGAGGAGCGCAUCCAGGAGCUGGAGCGCAUUCAAGGGCUGAACGAAAAGAAGCUGCGUGAAGCCGAGAAGGUGAUCGACGAGAAGCAGGAGCUCGAGGACCUCGUGAAGGAGCAGGAGAUCAUCACGACGCGGCAGCGGGACACCAUCGAGCGCAUGCAGACGCGCACGGACGAGCUCGAGGCUCAGGUGGCGGAGGCGCAGCAACGCAUCGAGGAGCUGCGGGUUCGCGUGACGAGCUCCACGGACCUCCGGAUCCUCUUCGGGGAGCCGUGGAUGGUCGCGUGCAACCGGCACCGCCUCAAGGGCCCGCUCCCGGCGGACCGCGACUUCAACACGCUCGCGUGCCUCGGCGGGAAGAUGCUGGUGGCGUACGGGGGGUCGCCGACGUGCGAGGGGCGCGAGAUGGCGUUCCUGUCCGUGGACACGAUGUUCUGGGAGAAGGCGGACGGCGUCCCGGCGAUCCGCGCGGCGCACGCGCGCGCCGGGCACUCGAUUGCGACCAUGGGGCGUACGCGCAUGUAUGUCUUCGGCGGGCGCUCCGUGCACAACGAGCUGCUGUCCGACAUCAUGCUGUUCAACUACGACACGCUGAAGUGGACGUCGCCGAUCGUGAAGGGCGCGCCGCCCUCGGCGCGCGAAGGCCACUCGAUGUGUUCUGGGCGCGACCGGAUGUACAUUUUCGGCGGCCGCGACGCCGAGGGCCUGCGGAACGACGUGUGGUGCCUGGACCACGAGACGAUGCUGUGGAGCCAGCUGUCGACGGCGGGCUCGCCGCCGAGCGCGCGCUUCGGGGCCUCCAUCUGUAUCAGUGACGACGGGCGGCGGCUGUGGCUGAUGGGCGGGAACGACGACUCGCAGUCGCUCGGGGACAUCUUCGUGCUGGAGCUCGACCGCAUGGCGUGGACGAUGCUCGGGACGCUCGGGCAGCAGCCGACGCCGCGGCACGGGCACACUGCGGCGAUUAUGGGAAGGUAUCUUGUGGUGUCGGGGGGUUGCAACCACACGGGCGGGGGGGAUCCGCGGAUGGCGCGGUGCACGGACACGUGGGUGCUCGACCUCAACAGCUACACGUGGGAGUGUCUGCACGACUCCCCCCCGAACAUGAGCGUGGCGGGGGGUACGAACCCGCGCGGAGAGCCCACACACCCCCCCAUGAAGGCCCAGGCGGUGUACACGGCGAUGGCGGGCAACAUGAUCUUCACGCUGAAGCCGAACCGCGAGGAAUGCCUCGACGAGCUCGAAGUCCUGGAGCUAUCGAUGCCAGAGGAUAUCGAGACGCUGCGCAUGCGGGCGCAGAAGGAGAACGACAUCGUGAGCAAGCUCGCGAUCAACGACCGCGCGGAGAUCUCGCCGAACUCCAUCGAGCUGUCGUGGCGCGCACCGACCAAGAACGCCGACCGGAUCAAGGAGUACAAGCUGAUGCUGGCGACUCCGACGGGGGUAGUGAAGGAGGUGUUUAAGGGCCGGUCUGACACGUAUAAGGCGACGGGGCUGCGCGUCAACCACGAGUACGUGUUCUGCGUCAAGGCGAUCUACGACGACGGGUCCUUCCUCUGGAGCGACAGCAAGGCCUUCCGCACCCACACGUGA